Molecule: messenger RNA, 1530 nt
Organism: Kalmanozyma brasiliensis GHG001
Lineage: Eukaryota; Fungi; Basidiomycota; Ustilaginomycetes; Ustilaginales
Product: WD40 repeat
Exons: 1
Coding region: 1-1530 (509 amino acids)
Biological process (GO): mRNA splicing, via spliceosome
Cellular component (GO): U4/U6 x U5 tri-snRNP complex
Molecular function (GO): protein binding; U6 snRNA binding; U4 snRNA binding
Source: RefSeq, a predicted model, not a curated record
AUGGCGGCAUCCACUGCCAUCAAUGGAGACGGCAUGGAUGUCGAUCAACCGAUCGCGUCCACUUCGGGUGUCACCAUCGAGGAUCUGCUCUCCUCACGCUCCAACGGAUACUCUGCCAACGACGCCGCCUUGUCCGCUCAGAUCGAUGCACGCAAAGUGGCUCGCAAUCUUGCCAUCCCCACCUCAGAUCCAAAAGUGAGGCUACGUCUGCGCCAGCUCGGCGAACCGGUGACAUGUUUUGGAGAGCGCGAAAUGGAUCGUCGCGAGCGUCUUCGCCAAGUCCUUGCCCGACAAUUGCAACAGCAGCCGGACACGCUCACUCCUGGAGCAUCAGAGCCGCAAUCGCACGCCUCGCAACCGAGCGACGGAGACAGCGAUGACGACGAGGAUGAAGAGUUCUACACCGAGGGAUCACCUGCGCUCCUCGAAGCACGCCGCAAAGUCGCCUGCUUUUCCUUGCAGCGCUCCAAACGUAGGCUUGCACGUCAACGCAGAGACGCCACCAUUCCGCUCACCUCAAUCGUCAAAGAGCGCAGCAAAAUGUACGAGCCCAUCAAAAGUUACACCAAUCUUGGCUCUCAGAUUGGGGACGAUCGUCCUGUAUCCAUGACCCGUUUCGCUCCCAACUCGCAACUUCUCGCAACAGCAAGCUGGUCCGGCAGCAUCAAAUUAUGGCAGGUCCCCAGUGCCAACCACAAGCUCACCUUUCGUGGGCACACCGACAAAGUAGGUGGGCUAGCAUGGCAUCCGCGCGCCACCUUGACCCAAGAUGCUUCCGCCGUCAACCUCGUCUCAGGUGCCGGUGACGCUUCCGUUUGCCUCUGGAGUCUCGAAAGCGAUCGACCUCUUGCCACUCUACAAGGACAUGAAGCUCGUGUCGCAAGGACCGCUUUCCACCCUUCCGGAGACUAUGUGGCCAGUGCCUCCUUCGAUGGCACAUGGCGACUCUGGGACGUCUCCACCUCAGACUGUCUCACUGUCCAGGAAGGCCACAGCAAGGAAGUCUACUCGGUCGAAUUCCAAGACGAUGGCGCGCUCGUUGCCAGCGGUGGUUUGGACGCCAUUGGAAGGGUGUGGGACAUGCGCACGGGCAGGACAGCCAUGGUGCUCGACGGGCACGCCAAAGAGAUUCUCUCCAUCGACUUUGCACCCAACGGAUAUCAGCUCGCCACGGCUAGCGGAGACGACACCGUCCGCAUUUGGGACAUGCGCGCGCUCAAAUCCAUCUACACCAUUCCAGCACACAAGUCAUCCGUCUCGGACGUUCGCUUCUUCCGCUCUAUAUCGCAUCGCACGUCACCCUAUUCCCUCGAAGGCAGCGCAGAAGACGAGAUCGGUCGCAACGGCCUCUACCUUGCCACAUCCGGUUACGAUGGCAUGGUCCGCAUCUGGUCAGCAGACGACUGGCAGCUCCUUCGGACCCUUAGCGGCGACGGUGGCAGAGUCAUGAGCGUCGACAUCAGCUCGGACGGCGAGAUGCUCGUCAGCGGCGAAUGGGGACGCACCUUCAAGCUUUGGGGUCCAUUGUAG